Messenger RNA from Quercus robur (English oak), 3424 nucleotides. Its product is annotated as pullulanase 1, chloroplastic. The transcript has 28 exons. The record is from RefSeq and is a predicted model, not a curated record. The coding region runs from base 158 to 3052 and encodes 964 amino acids. Lineage: Eukaryota; Viridiplantae; Streptophyta; Magnoliopsida; Fagales; Fagaceae. Gene Ontology annotation, biological process: carbohydrate metabolic process. Gene Ontology annotation, molecular function: pullulanase activity.
GAGAGAGAAAAUUGAAAGAUCGAGAAAGCGAGAGAAAUAAAAGAGUGAAGUAAGAAAAGUGAACAGAAAAUACUCUUUUUCUUUCUCUGCAACUGCAAUUGCAAGAAAUCUAAAAACCCCAAGGAAUUCAAAAUCCUAAUUAACAGUAAUAACAGUAAUGUCUGUUUCAUUCUCUCUUCUCUCAUCACAAACUCGACCUUUUCCUCCUCCUUUUCCUUUCCCUUACAAGUCCAAGUCCAAGUCCAACCGUCACUUCCUUCUUCCUCAUCGCACUUCUACAUCGUCCACGUGUCCAUCUUCUCCAAUACGACGCCGUCUCCUUCUCGAACCAAACAGUACUCACCUCUCUCUUCGCUGUUCCUCUUCCAUGUCUGUUGAGAACUCCACUCCUACUUCCCAGCUGCAGGAUAGUUUGUUGUUUUCAAGAGCAUACUGGGUUAGUAAAUCGAUUAUUGCCUGGAAUGUGGAUGUUGGAGAUGGUUCCUGCUUCUUAUUCGCUAGUAAAACUGCUGCUUUAGCAAUUGUGGAUGAUGGCGUUGAAGGCAAGGACAUGCAAAUUAAGCUUGAAGAAGACAGUUGUGGGCUUCCAGAAAAUGUGAUUAGAAAAUUUCCUCAUAUUCAAGACUACAGAGCUUUCAAAGUGCCUUCUACUUUGGAUGCCAAAACUCUCCUCAAAUGCCAGUUAGCAGUUGCUACUUUCAAUUCUGAUGGGAAAUGCAUAAAUGUUACUGGUUUGCAAUUACCUGGGGUGCUUGACGACUUAUUCUCAUACAAUGGUCCCCUUGGUGCACUUUACUCAGAAGAAUCUGUGUCACUUUACCUCUGGGCUCCUACUGCUCAAGCAGUAUGUGCUUGCAUUUAUAGGGAUCCAGUAGGUGGGAAUCCUCUGGAAAUUGUCCAGCUUGAGGAGGUUAAUGGUGUUUGGAGUACCAAAGGACCAAAAAGAUGGGAAGGCUGUUAUUAUGUCUAUGAAGUAUCUGUAUAUCAUCCUAGCACCUUGCGAAUUGAUAAAUGUCAUGUAAAUGAUCCAUAUGCUAGAGGGCUCUCAUCAGAUGGCAGGCGGACAUUUUUGGUCAACCUUGAUUCUGAUACAUUGAAACCUGAAGAGUGGGAUAAUUUGGCAAAUGAGAAAUCUGAUAUACUCUCUUUCUCUGACAUAAGUAUAUAUGAAUUGCAUAUAAGGGAUUUCAGUGCCAAUGACUACACUGUGCAUCCCGAAUUUCGUGGUGGUUAUCUGGCCUUCACUUUGCAGGAUUCAUCAGGUGUGCUCCAUCUAAAAAAAUUAUCAAAUGCUGGUCUCACUCAUGUCCAUCUAUUGCCAACCUUCCAAUUUGCUGGUGUUGAUGAUGAGAAGGAGAAUUGGAAGUGUGUGGAUACCAAUAUGCUGGAAAAAUUACCACCUGAUUCAGUUCAGCAACAAGAUCUAAUUACGGCAAUCCAAGACAAUGAUGGGUAUAACUGGGGGUACAAUCCUGUGCUCUGGGGGGUCCCUAAAGGAAGUUAUGCAAGUAACCCAAAUGGUCCAUACCGUAUAAUUGAGUUUAGAAAGAUGAUUCAGGCACUUAACCGUAUUGGCCUUCGCAUUGUAUUGGAUGUUGUCUACAAUCAUGUGCAUGGAAGUGGGCCCUUUGAUGAAAAUUCGGUCCUUGAUAAGAUUGUUCCAGGUUACUAUCUGAGAAAGAACACUGAUGGUCUUAUUGAGAAUAGUACAUGCGUGAAUAACACUGCCAGUGAGCAUGUUAUGGUUGAGCGUCUGAUUCUUGAUGAUCUUCUUCACUGGGCAGUUCAUUAUAAGGUUGAUGGGUUUCGGUUUGACCUCAUGGGUCAUAUAAUGAAAAGUACAAUGGUGAAAGCCAAGGAUGCUCUCCACAGCCUAACAAAGGAAAGGGAUGGGAUUGAUGGUUCAAGUAUCUAUAUAUAUGGUGAAGGAUGGGACUUUGGUGAAGUUGCCAAAAAUGGACGGGGGGUAAAUGCUUCUCAGUUCAAUCUUAGUGGAACUCAAAUUGGGAGCUUUAAUGAUCGAAUUCGGGAUGCAAUGCUUGGUGGAUCUCCAUUUGGCCAUCCUCUUCAGCAAGGAUUUGUUACUGGUCUAUUUUUGCAGCCAAAUGGUCAUGAUCAUGGUACAGAAGCUAAUGCAGAAUGCAUGCUUGCUGUGGCAAAGGAUCACAUCCAGGUUGGCAUGGCUGCAAACUUGAGGGAUUUUGUGCUAACUAAUUUUGAAGGAAAAGAGGUAAAAGGAUCAGAGGUAUUAACUUAUGGUGGGGCCCCUGUUGCAUAUGCUUUAUCUCCCACAGAAACAGUUAAUUAUGUUUCUGCUCAUGACAAUGAGACCCUGUUUGACAUAGUGAGUUUGAAGACUCCAACGGAAAUCUCUGUAGACAAGAGAUGCAGGAUAAAUCAUUUGGCAACAAGUGUAAUAGCGCUAUCACAGGGAAUACCAUUUUUCCACUCUGGUGAUGAGAUGCUUCGCUCAAAAUCUCUUGAUCGUGAUUCGUACAACUCUGGGGAUUGGUUCAACAGGCUUGACUUUACUUACAAUUCUAACAAUUGGGGUGUUGGCCUUCCUCCAAAAGAGAAAAAUGAAAAGAACUGGCCACUAAUUAAACCAAGAUUGGCAGAUCCAUCCUUCAAGCCUCAGAAAAUUCACAUUCUUGCUGCUGUGGAUAAUUUUUUAAACCUGUUGCGUAUAAGGUACUCUUCACCGCUCUUCCGUUUGAAGACAGCAAAUGCUAUCCAGGAAAGGGUACGCUUCCACAAUACUGGACCGUCAUGGAUCCCUGGUACAAUAGUGAUGAGCAUUGAAGAUGGUUAUGAAGGUGUCCCAGGGUUCUCUCAACUGGAUCCCAUCUAUUCAUACAUUGUGGUUAUUGUCAAUGCAAGUCCAACUGAAGUCUCAUUUGCUUGCCCUGCAUUACGGGCAAGAACUCUUAAAUUGCAUCCUAUUCAGGUGAUGUCAACAGAUGAACUAGUUAAGAGCUCAACAUAUGAAGGAUCCUCUGGGUGCUUCACUGUGCCCCCAAGGACAACAUCUGUGUUUGUUGAGCCCCGAUAGAUUUGAGAUUUGAGUGUCUGUGAUAUCAAUUGUGGUAUUUCACCGUUCAUUUCACUUUAAAAGUGGUUGGGAGCCAUCAUUAGCUAGUAAUCUGGUGACUUCCCAGCUAAUGGUACAGUUCUCAUCUAUCAGGAGUUAGUUGUGACUUCAACAGCGCCAAACGUGUGAUAAUAAAAAAUAAAAAAAUAUUGUACUCUUUUUAAAGCCUGUUCUCAAUGGAGUGAAGCUUCCAGGGCUUUUAUUUUUUGGUUGCACUCAUGAAAUGUUUGUGUAAUAUUUAGCCAAAAUAUUUUGAAGAUCGAAUUGUAGAUAAGCAAUGUAGAUGACCUUGAAACUGGAGAUGAAUGAAUAAAGACUAAGACUUCAACCUUU